Xenopus laevis (African clawed frog) is the source of this 4190-nucleotide messenger RNA. It is a transcript of the gene txlna.S, whose product is annotated as taxilin alpha S homeolog. The transcript has 11 exons. NCBI's taxonomy places the organism in Eukaryota, Metazoa, Chordata, Amphibia, Anura, Pipidae. The record is from RefSeq and is a predicted model, not a curated record. The coding region runs from base 209 to 1747 and encodes 512 amino acids.
CCGGUUUUUAAUCGUGUCCUCCGGGAAAAGUAGUCAGCGCAAUCUCACUGGUAGAUACAACAACUUUGUGGGAAACACAAAAUAUCUAAUUCAGCGUUUACACAAGGAACACACCAGAACUACAUCUUUGCUUCAACGUUUGAGGUGCAGCUUCCGUGUGUAGAGGUGGGACAAGGACAACAGACAAGUUUGCUGACAACAGAGAGCAAUGAAGGACCAAGAACUGGAGACUGUCACAGCCAAAGGGCCUACUUCAUCCAGCCCCUCGCUUCCUCCAUCUGCACAUGAGAACUUGACUUCAUCUGAAGUUUGUCAUCCAGAAGUGGAAGAAGGAGCAGCUGGUAAUGCUAUUACUGUAUGUGAUGUAUCUGAAGAGCUAAGUAGGCAACUGGAAGAUAUCCUUAAUACGUAUUGUGUUGAUGACAAGCAAGAGGGAGCAGGAGACUCAGAGGAGACAGAAAAGGGAGCACAGGAGACACCAAAGAAUGGUGAUACUGAACUAGUAGUCCAAGAGGUUAAUGGUGAGAAGGAGGAAAAUAAAGUUUUAGAAGACAGUAGAACCAUCAAUGAAACCGAAAAAGACCAGAAAAGAAUGCAAGAUAAGAAAAAAGUAAAGGGUCUUGGGAAGGAGAUCACCUUAUUAAUGCAGACUCUGAACACUCUCAGCACGCCAGAGGAAAAACUGACUGCCCUGUGUAAGAAGUAUGCAGAACUGUUGGAGGAGCACAGGACAUCUCAGAAGCAAAUGAGGAUACUACAGAAAAAACAAACGCAGCUUAUCCAAGAGAAGGACCAACUUCGUAAUGAGCAUAGCAAGGCCAUCCUGGCAAGAAGCAAACUGGAAAGUUUGUGCAGAGAGCUACAGAGACACAACCGUACACUAAAGGAGGAAGGAGUACAGAGGGCUCGUGAGGAGGAAGAGAAACGCAAGGAAGUAACCUCUCAUUUCCAAGUGACACUCAAUGACAUCCAGUCACAGAUGGAGCAGCACAAUGAACGGAAUGCUAAACUUCGUCAAGAGAAUGUCGAACUUGCUAAUCGACUUAAGAAGCUUAUUGAGCAAUAUGAGCUAAGAGAAGAGCACAUUGACAAAGUUUUCAAACAUAAGGAUCUUCAACAACAGCUAGUGGACGCCAAGCUUCAGCAAGCACAAGAAAUGCUGAAAGAGGUGGAAGAGCGUCACCAGCGGGAAAAAGAAUUUCUCUUGAAAGAGGCAGUGGAAUCACAGCGCAUGUGUGAACUUAUGAAACAGCAAGAGACCCACCUCAAGCAGCAGCUAGCACUGUAUACAGAGAAGUUUGAGGAAUUUCAAAACACUUUGUCCAAAAGCAAUGAGGUUUUCACCACUUUUAAACAAGAAAUGGAAAAGAUGACAAAGAAGAUCAAGAAGCUGGAAAAAGAGACAACCAUGUAUAGGUCCCGAUGGGAGAGCAGUAAUAAAGCAUUGCUUGUCAUGGCAGAAGAGAAAACCCUGCGAGACAAAGAGCAAGAGGCUUUGCAAGCCAAGAUCCAGAAACUUGAGAAGCUUUGUCGGGCUUUACAGACAGAACGGAAUGACUUGAACAAGAAGGUUCAGGACCUGUGUAAAUCCUUAGAGGCCCCUCCAGGCCAACUAGUCACACAAGAGGAAUCCAGCAGCUGUACAGGCCUUCCACUUGGGGAAAAUGCAGGACUUAGUGACAAUGGAACCUGUGGGCAGCAAAAUGCACCUUCAUUCCCAGUUCUUCCCAACACUGCAGCUGAAUGAUUCAGAUGUGGCAAAAUGAAAUUGAGUGAAAAUCCAUUCUCCUUUUAUAAAAUAGCUUCCACUUUUAUACCUCCUGUGCACACUCAGAACAUCAUCCUUCUCUUACAGUGUAAGGGAUGUUGUGUGUGUGUAGUUCCCACAGAGGAUGAAGAAGGAAAUAUUUGAUUUUUCAUUUGCAGCUUCAUAAAGGUCUAUUCUUCACAUUUGUAUCUUGUUUUAUAUAUAGCAGAGAAACAUAUACUGCUAAGAUGGGAAGAGCAGAUGUAAACAUCUGAAGUUUUACUACACCUCUAAGUAAAAUUACCACAUUGUCAUGUAUGGUAUAUUUACCUGUAAAGCAAGGGACCUAGUUUUGCAAGCAUACAUACAUAUUAAUCCAUGCAACAACCGCUUAAUUCUCUCUAUUAGUUCUCUCUGUUGUUGCCUUACUACUUUUGACCAGUAAAUGGUAAGUGGGAGCAUGUUAAAGGGUACGUGAUGUAAUAGUGCGGCACAUAUUUAUUCAAAGUAAGCACGCAGACAUCAUGACCUCAUUCUCCCCAGCAGACUGACUGAUGCUGCUUUUUAAUUAAAAGAUAAUAUUCAUUCUGCUUCUUUCUAAACGGAUGUUCAUUCCCAAUUUGUUUUACAAAUGGAAGCCUGGUACAAUACUGUAUGCUACUGUAAGUCUACUAUGCAUUAAAUUUCACUAUAGUUUCUAAUGUUUUCUUUACAUCAGUGGUUUUCAAUAUAGUUUGUAUUUCUAUGGAAAUUGUCAUUUAGUUCCGUCUGUCCUUUCAGAAACUGCUAGCAUUGUUUGCUGAUCCAUCACAGUUGUCGUUUUGCUGUAUCAGAGUUUCCUCUCUUGCUACUGUAAACCAUUCUAGCUGCCCCUACCCAUUAUACACAGUCUACUAACUAUUUUCAUACAUCCCUCUUGUCUUCUUUGCUCACAGCCAGGGGCACCGCAUUAAUUUCAUAAGGCCUGCCCUCCUACAGAUUGCACCUAUAGUGCAGACUUCACUAUGCCUUCAAUUUGCUUAAGGUAAUGACACACUGCUAUUUGCCACAGCUACACAAUGCCAGAAGAUACCCAACCAUAGACAAUACUGAGAACUGUAUCUGCUAAAACACUCAAAUUGUGUAAUCACUCAAAAAUGCAUUUGUAUGCAUUUUUGAGCUAAUAUGUGAUUUGAGUGUUUUAACAGAGACCAUUUUUUAAGUAUUGUUUAUGGUUGGGUAUUUUAUAGCCACAACAAAUCGUGCACAACAAAUAGUACUUAUCCUAAGCCUUAGCUCGGUGAUCUCCAACUGGUGGCCAUGUUGAACAUGUUUUUCACCAAGCCUUUUCAUGUUGCUCCCAGUGGCUUCAAACCAUGUGCUUAUAUUUGAAUGUCUCACUUGGAGGCAAGUUUUGGGGGAAGAACAUAUGUACUGCCAAACAGACCCUCUUGUAGUCUGCCAGUCCACAUAGGGGGUUACCAGUAGCCAAUUAUAGUGCUUAUUGGGCACCCCUAGGAAUUUUUUUUCUAACUUGUGUAGCUCCCCAAUGUUUUAUUAUAUUUAAAUGUGGUUCAUAUAAGAACAUUUCAGCUAGUCCCUGAUAUUUAUGUUUACUUCCUCUGCAAACAUAUUCCGCUCAUAUACCUGGACACCUAUUGGUUUAAAUUAAAUUAAAUUAUAUAGGAUAUUAUUUUAUUUUUUUUGGUUUCUUGGGCCCUCUCAUAAUUUGCUAUCUGUAUAGCAAUGAUAUCCUUGGUACUGUUUAAUUAUUGUUUGCUGGAUGUUCCGUCCAAAAUUUUUACUUGCAACAGCUUGCUCUGUAUGCAGUGUGUAUAUAAAUGUGUAAAUAACACAUUUACAAGCUUGCUCCUGUUUGUUAAAGGGGUUGGUUACCUUUAACUAAGUUUAGUGUGAUGUAUAGAGAGCUAUUCUGAAACCAUUUGCAAUUAGUUCAUUUUUUUAUUAUUUGUGGUUUUUGGGUUAUUUUUAGCUUUUUAUUGAGCCGCUCUCAUUUCUGCAAUUUCAGCAAUCUGGUUACUAGGGUCCACAUUACCUUAGUAACCAUGCAUUGAUAUGAAUGAGAGAUUGGAAUAUGAUUAGGAGAGACUCUAUUCCUUCACUCGAACUAAGUAAAUGGGCCCCAUCGUGUUGCUUUAACCACUGAUGCAUAUGUAUUACGGGGAUCAGCACAGAAGCUGUGCAGUGCAAACCACAAGAUAGCCUAUGGCUGAGUUUAAAUUUGGGAAUGAGAACACAUUUAACACCUCUGUACAAUGGAUGCACUAUAUCAGGGUAUUUAGAGUUCAUACACUGACAUUCCCUAAACCUUAAAUACCAAAGAGAUUGUCCUGCUCUGUGUUUGGUACAGGGAGACUGGUUUAAAUCAGUAAAUGCAAUGAGAAAAUAAGGACUUGUUUAAUUAUAUGCACCAGAACCAAUAAAUCCUUAAGGCUUUUUGUCA